AUGUAUAUCCAUACUUUCUCCUUACUGCUGAUCGUCGUCCAGGAUGGAGACAGCAAAGCGAACUUUGACAUUCGAACUCCCACAUUGCUCCUCGAUAUUGAGACCUUGUUCAGCCUGGAUGCACCCCAGACUGAUUCGAUAAACGGCUCUGUAUUCGACUGGUGGUACUUUGAUGCCGUGUCAGAGACCAACUCAGGCGACUCGCUCGUCAUCACUUUCUUCGCCUCGUCUGUUGCUGCAUUCCCAUUUUUGAAUGCGAAUGAGACUUCAGUGACUACUGCAUAUGUAUGGGCUUCUUUUGCCAACGGCACUGUAUUUGCUGGCUCGGUCCCGGCGACCUUCGCAACUGUUGCUGGUGUAGACGGUGGUACUAAUAGCUCCGGGGAAUGGCACUCAGCCGGAUUCAACUGGGCAGCUCUCACGGAUAACCUAUCCAAAUACGAGGUGGUAAUCGUCUCAGAAAGUUUGCAGGUCAAGGGGCGAUUGACUCUGACUUCGGCAAGUAUCAAAUAUAACACCUGA
Penicillium arizonense is the source of this 522-nucleotide messenger RNA. RefSeq lists its product as uncharacterized. NCBI's taxonomy places the organism in Eukaryota, Fungi, Ascomycota, Eurotiomycetes, Eurotiales, Aspergillaceae. The record is from RefSeq and is a predicted model, not a curated record. The transcript is spliced from 2 exons. Bases 1 to 522 code for a protein of 173 amino acids.